AAUGUAUGGGAAUAUAGGAGAUAUGAUGCAGCGGUUCUCGUGGGUUUCUGGAUGUGAGCCAGGAUGGGCAUGUAGUGUUGGUAAAGACCGGAAGGUUGAUCUCAAAAACUCCAAGGACAUUCCUGAUAGAACCGAGACAUGUGCAGCUUGUUGUGAGGGUUUCUUUUGCCCUCGUGGUAUUACUUGCAUGAUUCCAUGCCCAUUGGGAUCUUACUGCCCACUUGCGAAACUCAAUAAAAAUACUGGGAUGCGUGACCCAUACCGUUAUCAAUUACCUACUGGUGUUACAAACCAUACGUGUGGAGGGGCUGAUAUUUGGGCUGACAUUGUGACUAGUAGUGACGUUUUCUGUUCAGCAGGAUCAUAUUGCCCAUCUACUGUUGAAAAACGUCCUUGCACUUCAGGACAUAUCUGCAGGACAGGUUCUACAGCCCAACAACACACCAUAAUCCAUAUGCAUGUCUUUGCAAUGCUGAAAGAAUGGCAAUAUAGAUUCUGGAGUGUGGCUGCUGGUUUAACUUUCCUGCUCAUCAUUAUAUACAACUGCUCUGACCAGGUUCUUGCAACACGAGAGAAAAGACAAGCAAAAUCCAGAGAGAGGGCUGUUCAAAGUGUAAGAGAAACACAAGCACGUGGAAAAUGGAAAUCUGCAAGAGACAUUGCCAGGAAGCAUGCAGUUGGACUGCAAGCAUCUUUAUCACGUACAUUCUCAAAGGUAAAAUCUCAAAGGCAACAAGACCCGCUGAGGGGUCUAGGUCAAGCUAAACCUGGAACAGAUGGUGCCUUUCCACCCAUGGCUUCAGAAUCAUCCCAGCAAACAAAGAAGGGAAAGAAAAAGGAGAACGGAAACCUCACAAAGAUGUUACACGACAUAGAGGAUGACCCUGAUAGUCAUGAAGGCUUCAAUAUAGAAAUUGGAGGUAAAAAUUCUAAGAAAAAUGCUCCAAAGGGUAAGAAUUUACAUACUCAAAGCCAGAUGUUCAGAUAUGCGUAUGGCCAAAUAGAGAAGGAGAAAGCUCUCCAGGAGCAGAACAAGAACUUCACCUUCUCCGGUGUAAUUUCAGUGGCUAGAGAUAUUGAAAUUAGGAAGAGGCUAACAAUUGAGGUUGCUUUUAAAGAUUUAACCAUCACUUUGAAAGGGAAAAACAAACAUCUGAUGAGAUCUGUGAGUGGGAAAUUAUUUCCUGGUCGAGUUUCUGCUGUUAUGGGUCCAUCUGGGGCUGGAAAAACGACAUUUCUUUCUGCUUUGACUGGAAAAGCAGCAGGUGUAACGGAGGAGGGUAAACGUAGCUUUAUCCAUUCUUAUAUAUGUCACGCUAGCAGGGCUCUGUUGGCAGCUGAUUUGCCAAAAGCUGAAAAAGUUCUAGUAGUAGGAAGAGUUGUUGAGUCUUUGGGGCUGCAGCAAGUGAGGGAUUCUCUCGUUGGGACGGUGGAGAAGUGGGGAAUAUCUGGGGGUCAGAGGAAACGAGUAAAUGUUGGGCUGGAAAUGGUAAUGGAACCUUCACUUUUGAUAUUGGAUGAACCAACAAACCGACAGUUCAUCUUCCCAGUUACUACUAAGAGCUCUUCAACGUGAAGCUGUUGAAGGGGUAACAUUUGCAUGGUCAUUCACCGGCCAAGCUACACCUUGUUCAGGAUGUUUGAUGAUUUGAUACUUCUUGCAAAGGGUGGUCUUACAGUAUAUCAUGAACCAGUGAAGAAAGUUGAGGAGUACUU
Rubroshorea leprosula is the source of this 1716-nucleotide messenger RNA. NCBI's taxonomy places the organism in Eukaryota, Viridiplantae, Streptophyta, Magnoliopsida, Malvales, Dipterocarpaceae. The record is from the annotation of a GenBank genome assembly.